Cyprinodon tularosa is the source of this 1531-nucleotide messenger RNA. RefSeq names its product map3k7 C-terminal like (gene map3k7cl). Bases 374 to 805 code for a protein of 143 amino acids. Gene Ontology annotation, cellular component: nucleus; cytosol. The record is from RefSeq and is a predicted model, not a curated record. NCBI's taxonomy places the organism in Eukaryota, Metazoa, Chordata, Actinopteri, Cyprinodontiformes, Cyprinodontidae. The transcript is spliced from 5 exons.
CUGCUCUGCCCGCCUGCCUGCAAACCGAGUUUACUCCACUCCGCGUGGCUGCAGUCAGGGAUAACACAUGCAUGCCCAAGCAAACUUAGGCUGCGGGUGACAUUAACAGCUGACAUGAGCAAGGUGAACAUCUUGAAUUAAACUUUAUAGUAAAUAAAAUAGAGUUUCAAAAGUACAGGCGUUGUGAUAAGACACUAGCUGUGCCAUUUUUGCUGAUCUGGAUUUGCGCAUGACUGGUAACGGCUGACAUAAGAAGAGAAAUCAAGGGAAGACCCAGUCCUUGCCCCCUGAGGACUAACCAAGCUGUUUGGAUUUUAAAUUUGUAGUAGGCAACUGAAUUUUCUGGCUCCAUUUGGAUCUGCUUCAGGAAUAAAUGAUCACCUCAACCAGAAGAGUAUCUCCUGAUAAAUCUGAAGUUAGAAUAGCCUUCAGCCUUGAUGACACAUCAGAUAUCAAAGAUGUGGAGGAACUUUCACAGGUCUUCCCUGACCUUGAACAACGUCUACAGCCUGUGCCGCCUUGCAUGUCCCUUCGAGAGAGUGUUCAGGUGUACAAAGAGCACUGCAGGAUGGCCAGAGAGUUUCACCACGUGAAACAUGAGAUCUCUGUCCUUGAGGAACGCAAGCGCAAGCUGCUUGCGGAGCUAGUGGAGGAUGAGAAAGUUGCUGAAGAGAUCGCCCGUCUUGAGGAGGAAUUUAAGCGAUUGACAGAGGAGAACCGCAGCUUGGUGACCCUCCACAGUGAGCGCAGACAGCAGCUAGAGAGGCUUUGCCUUGCCAAUCGAACUAGGCAAGACUCCUCUUGACCCCUGACUUCCAAGAGCCUGAGUCUUUCAGACUUUCAGCUGAUACUAGACCAGCGACCGGACUGUUUUCAUGCACAGUCUUUGAAUUGUAUGAUUACACAGACAUGACCUGUUUCUGUGGAUGAUCUAAGUCAUUGGUGUGAAUCGCAGAUGUAAGCUUGUCAUCACUGAGAAGUUGUUAGAAUGAUUCUAGUAGGCAAUGACAGAAUUUUAGGGUUUUAAUGUAAGUUUGCUAAACCAUGCUGGUCAUUAUUGAAAACCUAACAGUGAACAGCACAUUACAAAAGUAUUAACAUCAUGCAAUCUUUUUCUAAUUUCAUCAAAUUACAACGACAAAUUUCAAAUAGCCAUGAAUAAUAUGCAAGUUUCCAGCUAGUUUGAGCUGUCAACUAAUCACUAAAUGGAUGUGAAUGUAUGUAAUAUGUAUUUUUUAUCAGCCUCUAGUCGUCAAUAGUUCCCUGCAAUUGAAUUGUAAGUCAUUGGGUUGUGCACCGCCAUCUUUGCACAUAUAGUAAUUUGCUCCAAACCAUUCACUGGAUUAGAUGAAGAGCAUCUGUGGACAAAAGUUUUAAAAUCUUGCCACAGAUUUUUAGUGGGAUUUAGUUUUGGACUUUGACUUGCUUAUAAUGUACUAAAACAUGCCAUGCUUUUAUCAAAACCAUGAAGGAGGGUGAAACUCUGCCCCAAUCAUUUGGAUCUGCUUAAAUAAUUUUUUAUUGAUUUUUU